Molecule: messenger RNA, 2491 nt
Organism: Amphibalanus amphitrite
Lineage: Eukaryota; Metazoa; Arthropoda; Thecostraca; Balanomorpha; Balanidae
Product: stAR-related lipid transfer protein 3-like
Exons: 1
Coding region: 270-1697 (475 amino acids)
Molecular function (GO): lipid binding
Source: RefSeq, a predicted model, not a curated record
UUAGAACGGCGAUGCCAGCUGGUGUCCGCACUGUUGCUGGGUGAUGGAGGGUAUGUGAAAGAUUAAUUGAAUUUUGUAAUAAUUAUUUGGAUGUGAGCGAAUAUAUGCUGUGACCCGAACUGGGAAUCCAGGGCGAAGAAGAAUCUGCCAUCGAGAAACUCCACGUUUCCAAGGUAAUUACGAACACAGCAAAGCGUGUUUCUUUGUUCGCCACUGCGACUGGGAAAUUGAAAUGACAGACUGCUGAGUGUUUAUUCCCAAGCAAAGUCAUGUCAGCGGACGAUACCACAUCCAGUCAGAAGGUGGACACCGCCAGUGUCGGUACGUCCUCCAUCAACGCUCGCGAUGUCAGUGGAAGUACAGCUAAUCUUGUGCACAGUUCCAACUCAGUUCCGACAGACUAUGACUAUGGUGAAUGGAUAACUGGAAUGGAAAUGGAGGGCCGGAUAUCUCCAGCAAGAAGGUUCUUCUGCCUGCUAGUGACAUUUGAUGUGCUCUUGUGCUGUAUCUUCUGGUUGGUCUGUGUAGUUUUAAGUGGGAAGAAUGUGUUUGCCGAACUUGAGGACCAGGUCGUGCACUAUUCUGUUGAGACAUCUUUGUUUGAUGUGGUCUCAGCAGCAUUCAUCCGCUUCAUGCUUCUGAUCGUGGUGUAUGUGAUCAUAAGGAUGGACCACUGGUGGAUGAUAGCUCUCACCACAGCUGCCUCAUGUAUUGCAACUCUAUUCAAGAUUCUGUAUUACCAGUGGCAGUCUGCUUCAGCAUCAAAUACUUUCCAAGUGACACUUAUAGUGUCAUUCUUCAUCUUAGCAUGGCUGGAAGUCUGGCUGUACGAUCACAGAGUGAUACCUCAGGAGACAAGAGCAAGGCUGAUGCUACAGAGGAGAGCUGGCUACACCAACCAGAGGACACCACUGGUGGGUCACCAGCACCAGCACGUCAGGGACUACCUGUCGACAUGCACGGGCAGCGUGUCCAACUUCUACUCGCCGAUGGGCUCGCCGCAGGGCUCGGAUGAUGAGGAUGAAGAGGGCGCCGGGCCGCGCUCCCGGCUGAGUGAGGAGGACCGCGCGCUGCGGCAGCAGGCCGAGGAGAACUGCCGGCGCGCGCUGGACCUGCUCAACUCCUCCGACUGGAAACAGGAGGAGGAGUUUGACGACGACGACAUCCUCUUCUCGCGCCGCGUCGGCUCGCACACGCUCUUCAUGUUCACGUGCACGGUGGCGUGCCCGACGGAGACGUUCGCCAACGAGCUGAUCCACAACUGCGACCACUGUCCCGAGUGGAACGGCUCGCUGACCUCGUGCCGCCAGCUGCAGCGCAUCGACGGGCAGUGCGAGGUGCGCUACCAGCAGACGGGACCGUUCCUGGGCGGCAUGGUGUCACCCCGCGACUUCAUCAACCUGCGCCUGGCCGGCCGCAAGGGACUCAUGUUCUUCAGCUCGGUGGUGUCGAUAGCGCACCGCGACGACCCGCGGCCCUCUGACAUGGUGCGCGCCGUCAACCGACCGACCAUCAUCACCAUCCGGCCCUGCGUGCGCCGGCCGCGCCACUGCGUCGUCGAGUGGCUGAUGAACUUCGACUGUCGCGUGGGUAUGGUGCCGCGCCGGAUGACCGACCGAGGCACGCGCCAGGCGGCCCGCAACCUGCACUCCUACCUCCGGCAGCUGGGCCGUCGGCUGGCCGCCGCUGAGGUUUGAGAAGAGCCUGCUGAAGUGUAUGGUGCUGUAGGUGAAGUAUGAGACUGUCACUGAAGUGCAAGGUGUGAUCGCCGAAAAGUGAGCCACCACCAAGGUAUGAGGUGGCCAUGGGAUGCGAGACGUCGACACCGAAGUGGGAGGUGCUGUUGCCGUGGCGUGAGGUGCCGCCGCAGGCCUGGGUGCGUUAUACUUCUCAGUGGUCACCAUGGUUUGGCUUCAGUUACGGAUUGUGCUGUGGUGCGGCCGCUGCUCGCUGGUAAGCGCUCGCGGCUAUCUCGGGGUCGUGUCAGAGGCUGCUGGUUCUUGUUGGAUCAUUUGCUGACGUAGGUUUGUGACCGGUUUUUUCUGGAGACCUCGCUCGGUGUGACGGCGGCAGACCAAGAGCCAGACGUGGUUUGGGGUUGUCGAUGGAUGAGUACCUGAUAGCUAUCCAGACGGUCGGGUCAGUAUCAAGGAUGUCGGCUCGAAGAGCAGUGUUCAUUCCUGAAAGAGGCUUCCUAGUUUUUGAAACGUUUGGCGCCUUCCAUGGCGAUUGACUAGAUAUUGAACGUUGUCUCAUACUGUGAUUUGAACAUGCUUUCAGGUCAAUGAGAAUAUCAGUUUGGCCGCCAAACUUCGAGUUAACUAGACGUGUAUAGCUAGAGCAUGACAUGUAUUUGUAUACAACCUUACUCGGCAGACCGAUUUAUUUAUCUUAUAUGCUACGACGUGUUUUCUUAGCAUUGUUUGGUAACUGUACAUUUUGUGUUGCCUUGCACUGACAUUAUACGCUCAUGAAUAUACCAAUCAAUCUU